Messenger RNA from Rotaria sordida, 354 nucleotides. The record is from the annotation of a GenBank genome assembly. Lineage: Eukaryota; Metazoa; Rotifera; Eurotatoria; Philodinida; Philodinidae.
AUGGCAAGAGUAGCUGGUAAAGCUCAAUGUAUGAUUUGUGAUACAGAAAAAAAUGCAGUUAAAUGCGAAUGUUGUUCAAAAAUGUUUUGUCAUAUUCAUUUAUCGCUUCAUCGUGAAGAACUAAGUCAACAAUUAGAUGAAAUCGAACAAAAUUUUGAUCUUUUUGGAGAAACACUUACUCGGAAGAAAAACCAUCCUCAGCAACACUCGUUAAUCAAACAGAUUGAUCAAUGGGAAAAAGAUUCAAUCAAUAAAAUUCAGCAAAAAGCAGAAGAAUGUAGACAAUUAGUAUUUCAUCAUUUAACAAAACAUUUUACUCAAAUAGAAGACAAUUUCGUCGAAUUAACUAAUUAA